AUGCCUUGCCAGCCCAACAGCCAAGCAGGGAACCGACUUCAGCAAGAGGAUGCCAGGUUUACAUGUUACAUUCCAUGGUGUGAACGCCAUAUUCGCCAAAAGACCGUCCUCAUCAUCUUGGAAAAUGUAGUGGGCCCGCCGCUGCACGUGAUCUACGAUAUGUUCAAGGAGCACUACUACAUGUGGUGGGUGGAAAAUGAUGCUUGUGACUGUGGUCACUCAGGUGUUUCAAGGCCAAGGAUCUAUGUGUACCUUCUUCAUAAGGAGACAGGGGUAGUUCUUCAUGAUCCUGUCGCCUUAUACCAUGAGCUGGCAAGGGUUUUGAGGAAAACCAUUCGCACAACACCCAAAGACUAUUUUUGUGCGACCGACAGGGAGGUCAUUUGCGAAGCCAUGACGACAGCAGCAACACGCAACCUACUGUUCCAAGACGGUUGCUUGGACCUCACCUACCUGCUUACGCCUCGUGAGAAGGGCGUGGUUGACAUAUUGUGCCGUGAGUACUGGUCCAAGUUCUCCCAAGACCCUACCCAGGACGGCAACCUGGUGAUGUUCUUGGGUGACAACCCAGGAUACGCAACCACAUGGAGCGCAGUGUCACAGAAGAUCCCUUGCUUUAGGAACAACAAGGGGUUCUACUGGAUCCCCUCAAAAAAAAGAUGGAUGACAGUUCGAGAGAAGUUGAGCUGUCUAGGUCUACCUGUAGACAGUAGUGUUUGCGAAACCAUGGCCACCCCUCCGAUUCAGUUCAGAGAUGCUCACAGGGCUUCAAGCCUGAUCGGAAACUCGAUGCACUUGGGAUCAGUUUGCUUGGCCGAAUUGGUAGGCCUGGUGAGUUUUGGAAAAAGGACUACUGUUGCUGAAGCUGGCCAACUCGCACAGGAAGGCCAGCAGCACAGAUAA
Messenger RNA from Cladocopium goreaui, 903 nucleotides. The record is from the annotation of a GenBank genome assembly. NCBI's taxonomy places the organism in Eukaryota, Dinophyceae, Suessiales, Symbiodiniaceae.